AUGUCUACUACCCAAACAUCCACAGCCAACGCUCGUGACAGCCAUAUACGGCUUCGACCCGAAUCUUCUGUUGAGGAUGCAUUGCAAGAUUACAAGAUCCAUCACUCAUCGCAGCAACUUUCGUCAUCGGAUGAACAGCAGAGCAGCGAUCGCAAUAUCGUGAUUGUCGCGGGGAUCCCUCGAGAAGCCCAACCGAGCAAUUUUGAUUCCUCUCUAGCCCCUCAUCCCACAGUUCCAUAUCCAGUAUCGAACCCAGGGUGGUGGACCGACACUUUCAGGCGCGUUCCUGACUAUAGACCUAUCAACCAGCAUCUGGAUCUCAAUGAGAGACGACAGAUGCUCUUGUUUACGGUCGUUGGUGGCAUUAUGGUUAGAGGAUGCUGGCUUAUGUCGAUUUGGGCACAGGCAUGGAGGAACACUGCUGGAAGGGUAACGGACAUUGGUCUCUCAAAGGUCGGAGGAGAGUGGUAG
Molecule: messenger RNA, 471 nt
Organism: Fusarium oxysporum Fo47
Lineage: Eukaryota; Fungi; Ascomycota; Sordariomycetes; Hypocreales; Nectriaceae
Exons: 2
Coding region: 1-471 (156 amino acids)
Source: RefSeq, a predicted model, not a curated record